Messenger RNA from Pieris napi, 625 nucleotides. Its product is annotated as general transcription factor 3C polypeptide 6. The record is from RefSeq and is a predicted model, not a curated record. Lineage: Eukaryota; Metazoa; Arthropoda; Insecta; Lepidoptera; Pieridae. Gene Ontology annotation, biological process: transcription by RNA polymerase III. The transcript is spliced from 3 exons. The coding region runs from base 58 to 528 and encodes 156 amino acids. Gene Ontology annotation, cellular component: transcription factor TFIIIC complex.
UGUUAAUUAGUCUGUGCUAUUUAUGCAGAUUGGAAUUUGAAAAUAUUAUUGACGGAAAUGUCUUCCAAGAAUUAUGAAUUAUCAGAUGACGAAGAAGAACAUUACAUAUUUGUUGAGUUUGACGAUAGCGUUAAACUAGAAAAAUAUAGGAACAUUCAUGUUCUAGGUAUUGAUACGAAAAACCCUUUAAUUCAGUUAGAUAACACAUUUUUCUCAGGUACCUAUGAAAAUCCAUUAGGAACACAUAUUUUUUUUGAAGAUGAUCCUUUAGCGCAAACAAGUGAUCCACUAUUUGACAAAUUACCUGAAAGAAGUCUUAAAUAUAAGACAAAAUCAAGAAAAACUGUAAAAGCUGAACAUGUUUAUAUAAAGAUGAAAGAAGGAACUGAAAGUGAAGCUCAAAUCAAACAAGAUAAAACAGACCAUGAGAUACCAGCAGUUUCAUUUACUUCAGUGGCAGAAGCAGUAGAAAGAUUUAAAAAAGAUUGGAUGUCAUCACACCCUGAAUUGUUUAAUGAAAGAAAGUAAGUGAUAAAGAAGAAAAUUAUUCUUUGUCAUUUUACUUUUGUUAUUUACUAGAACUCAUUCCUAUGAUUAUUAUAAUAAAAUGUCUUUUAUUUAUGCC